This is a messenger RNA of Chondrus crispus (carragheen), 1197 nucleotides long. RefSeq names its product Translation initiation factor eIF3, subunit H. NCBI's taxonomy places the organism in Eukaryota, Rhodophyta, Florideophyceae, Gigartinales, Gigartinaceae. Gene Ontology annotation, molecular function: protein binding; metallopeptidase activity; translation initiation factor activity. Bases 135 to 1169 code for a protein of 344 amino acids. The record is from RefSeq and is a predicted model, not a curated record. The transcript has 4 exons. Gene Ontology annotation, cellular component: eukaryotic 43S preinitiation complex; cytoplasm; cytosol.
AGUGACGACCUCUCUAGACAUAGAAAGAGGAGAGAAAGAACUUUGCGUUCGCUGGGAAGCCCAUAGAAAGCAGUUUGGGCACGGUUUUGAAGCGGAAAGUUGGCUCGCUGCUAAGAAGUAUACUGUUGCUCAACAUGGAUUCGGCAACAGAGGUGUUGGAUCAACCUCAAAUUGAGAGGGUGCAGUUGGAAGGACUGGUUGUCAUGAAAGUCAUCAAACAUUGCCAGGAGAAUUUUCCCAUGACUGUCAUGGGCCAGCUUCUUGGUAUGGAUCGAAAUGAAACACUUGAAAUUACCAAUUGCUAUCCCUUCAUAUCUCCACCUACCGGAGCUGCAACAGCAGGCCCGGACGGUGUGGAUACAGUUGCUUUCGAAAGAGAGCAGCACCGGUACCAACGCGAAAUGAUGUGGUGCGUACGAGAGGCCCGAAUCGACCACCAAGUCGUCGGCUGGUAUCAGAGCAGCGGGUCGCAAAUGGGUUCCUUCCUCUCCUCGCAAUGGAUUGAAACGCAGUUCAAUUAUCAGAUCAACCUGAGUAAUAUUGUCUGUCUUGUGUACGACCCUGUGCGCACAGAGGAGGGAACACUUUCAAUUCACGCUUACCGCCUCACCAAGAAAUUCAUGGAUGUCAUGCGAAAGCAAGACUUUUCAUCUUUGGGAUUCUCAAACCUGUCCGUUUCGGCGAGCACUAUCAUAGAAGAGGUCCCGGUGACUUUGCACAACUCAAGCCUUAUCAACGCAGCCCUCGUCGAACUGGACUAUGCGGACGAGUUCAGCGGUGCGAAUGACGUGGAGCUUUCACGACUUUCUAUCAGUGACAAGCCGGUCCUGGAGCAAAGCAUGGACUUUUUGAUAUCUGAUUUGGAUGCCCUCGGAAGGGAGCAGAGCAAGUACUCGUACUACAUGCGAAAUUUAGUUCGCGGUCAAGGUCAGCUACUUGAAAGAAUGCGCAAACGGAGGGCCGAGAAUGCAAAUCGAACUGCGAAAGGAGAAGAACCACUCCAAGAGGAUGAUGACGUACAGCAAAUGUUUGAAAAGGAACCCUCGCGUCUUGAUACGAAGAUAUUACUGAAAGAAUUGGAUUCAUACGUGGAGAGUAUUAAGUCGCUUGCAUCAGAAGGAAUCGUGAAGCAAUACGGUGUGUCAGGUGUGCAAGCUGGCGAAGAAUAAAGGCAAUGCCCUGUUUACAUCGAUGACA